Messenger RNA from Trichoderma citrinoviride, 1542 nucleotides. RefSeq names its product cytochrome P450. The coding region runs from base 1 to 1542 and encodes 513 amino acids. The record is from RefSeq and is a predicted model, not a curated record. The transcript is spliced from 3 exons. Gene Ontology annotation, molecular function: monooxygenase activity; heme binding; oxidoreductase activity, acting on paired donors, with incorporation or reduction of molecular oxygen. Lineage: Eukaryota; Fungi; Ascomycota; Sordariomycetes; Hypocreales; Hypocreaceae.
AUGUCAAACCUGGCCGUGGCCCAGGGCAUCAUCGUCCUCAUCGGCGUCCUCGUCUACGCCCUCUUCUUCCGCAAAAAGACCGAAGCUCUCCCCCCUCUACCCCCCGGCCCAGCUCCCCUCCCCAUCCUCGGCAACAUCAAAGAUGCCCCGCCGCCAGGAAAGCCAGAAUACGAGCACUGGAACACCUUCAAGGACAGAUACGGCCCCAUCAGCUCCGUCACCACGCUGGGCCAGACGAUAGUCCUCCUCUUCGACGAGGAUGUCGUCACCGAGGUCUUGGAAAAGGGCUCGGUCAAAACUGCCGGCCGACCCAUGAUGCCAUUCGCGGCCAUGUGUGGCCACGAUCGGUUCUUUGCCCUGCUGCAGUAUGCCGACAGGUUUCGUCUGUAUCGGAAAGUCGUUCACCAGCAGCUUGGAACGAAGCAGCUCGCGGCUCAGUAUGCGGAUAUCCAAGAUGUUGAGUCGAAGCGCUUUCUGUGGCGAGUUUUGAGGGAUCCUGAUCACUUGUUUCAGCACAUCAAAACUGAGGCAGCCGCCAUCAUCCUAAAGAUUACAUAUGGCUAUACGAUUGAGCUGGAAAAGCCCGAUCCGCUGGUAGGUCUCAUCGAACGGGUCAUGGCCGGUUUCUCGGACGCCGUAGUUCCCUUCUCAUGGGCAGUCGACAUCAUCCCUGCCCUGGCCUAUCUGCCCGACUGGUUCCCAGGCGCAGGCUUCAAGCGGAUUGCCCGCGAACAGAGAGCCAUAAUGGACGCCUCUGCUGACAUCCCUUACAACUUUGUCCUGAAGCAGAUGAGCAACGGCACCAACCAGGAAUCCUUCGUCUCUAGGCUCGUCACUGCUUACAGGAAUGAGGGCAAGCCUGCGGAUGAUAUGAUAUUUGACCAUAUCAAGUGGGUCGCGCAGAAUGUUUAUGCUGGCGGUGCGGAUACGACUGUGUCGAGCCUCACGUCGUUUAUCCUAGGCAUGGUCCUGCAUCCGGAUGUGCAGCAGAAAGCCCAGGAAGAAAUCGACCGAGUCGUAGGGCUCGAUCGCCUCCCCUCAGACAGCGACCGGGAGAACCUCCCCUACGUCGACGGCGUAGCCAUAGAAGACAUGGUCGUCCGAGGCUAUCGCAUCCCAAAGGGCGCAUACCUCCUCCCCGCCAUCUGGUGGCUCCUGCACGACCCAGAGAGAUAUCCCGAGCCUAUGCGGUUCGCGCCCGAGCGCUACAUGGAACCUCGAAACGAGCCGGAUCCAGCAUGUCAUGCGUUCGGCUAUGGGCGGCGGGUAUGUCCCGGUAGGUUCCUUGCGCAGGACAAUCUCUUCACAACCAUUGCACGGACAUUGGCGGUGUUUACGAUCGGCAAAGCGGUGCGUGAUGGAAGGCCGGUUGAUGUCGAGUGGAAGCAUACACCGGGCUUGAUAGACCAUCCGGUCGAGUUCCCGUACAGUAUCGUACCAAGGAGUGAAAAGCAUGCUGAGAUGAUUCGGAGAGUUGAGGUGGAGCACCCCUGGAAGGGGAGUAGCAUCGCAGAGGCUCUGCAAGGAGUUCAGACAGUCUGA